Messenger RNA from Eupeodes corollae, 963 nucleotides. RefSeq names its product succinate dehydrogenase assembly factor 4, mitochondrial. Bases 397 to 738 code for a protein of 113 amino acids. Lineage: Eukaryota; Metazoa; Arthropoda; Insecta; Diptera; Syrphidae. The record is from RefSeq and is a predicted model, not a curated record. The transcript is spliced from 2 exons. Gene Ontology annotation, cellular component: mitochondrion. Gene Ontology annotation, biological process: mitochondrial respiratory chain complex II assembly.
AAGUAUCUCAUUCAACUCGUUCUCGGCUUACGUGCUUAAAAGGACGUCGACAAAUUCAAUUCACGUGCACGUCUCGCGACUCACGAUUGCCACCAAACAUCGAAGAAGCCAACCAACCAAAGAGUCCAAGACCAACAGAGCGAUAGCGACGCAGUUGUUUUCUCAUUCUCGUUGUGUUUAUUCGAUUCACCAUCACCAUACGCCGAGACUGACUGUGACUCGACUCGGCGCAGUAUUUAAAACCAAGUACGAACGUAAACAAUUCAUCAUUUAGUUCGUCGACUCCAAACGAAUAGGACACUCUUUAAAACUGAUUAUACAAAAUUAAUUUUGUGAAGAAAAAUUAUUUUUGCGAGAAAUUAACUUUAAUUCAAAAUAAAAAUUUAAAUUCCCAAGAUGAGUUCCCUCGUAGUAAGAUGCACCAAAACUCACUGUGAACUUCUAACACAAAUUGCUAAACAAGCAACUUGUUAUUCAACCAAAUCCGUCGGACCACAGAACACAGAAAAACCAAAAGUUAGUGCUCGAUUAACCGAAUUCCAAAAGAAAAUGCGUGAGAAAACUCCAAUUGGCAAAUUGGAUGAAAUUGUCGGCAAACAUCCACACCAAGAAAAGGAACCACUUAAGCCAUGGCCAAACAACACUAAUCCCUACACUGGCGAAGUUGGUGGACCUGCUGGACCAGAACCUACCCGCUAUGGUGAUUGGGAGAGAAAAGGAAGAGUUUCGGAUUUCUAGUCUCACAUUUUGUUUUAAGUUCCUGUUAUUAGUGUCUUUAUUAUAAGUACCUACCAAUUAGCUAGCAUAAGAAAUUAUUAAGAGAUGCUUUAUCAUAGAUUUGCGAAAAUGUAAAAUAACUUAUUUUUUGUUUUGUUUGUUUAAGACUGCUUUCGCAAUCUAACAUAGUUUUGUAAAUUCGAGGUAGAAUAUAAUAAAAAUUAAUUGUAAUGUAAAAAAAGUUAA